Messenger RNA from Neohortaea acidophila, 987 nucleotides. Its product is annotated as thioesterase-like superfamily-domain-containing protein. The coding region runs from base 1 to 987 and encodes 328 amino acids. Gene Ontology annotation, cellular component: peroxisomal matrix. Gene Ontology annotation, biological process: fatty acid catabolic process; acyl-CoA metabolic process. Gene Ontology annotation, molecular function: fatty acyl-CoA hydrolase activity. Lineage: Eukaryota; Fungi; Ascomycota; Dothideomycetes; Mycosphaerellales; Teratosphaeriaceae. The transcript has a single exon. The record is from RefSeq and is a predicted model, not a curated record.
AUGCUGCAAACGUUCCGCGAGCAGAUCGCAGUCGAAAAACUGACUGAGGCUGCAUUCGUGUCCAAGUGUCCUCCACAAAAGCUUGCCAACACGGCUCCAAUUGGCUACGGUGGCUGUACGAUUGCGAUCGCGGUGCAUGCAGCUUGCUUGACCGUCCCCCGCUCGUUCAACGUGUUCGUCGUUUCGGGAUCUUUUCUGGGCCCGGCACAGACUGAUAGACGACUCCACUGCGACGCAGAGCGGGUUCGCGACACCAGGAGCUUCGCAACGAGACGAGUACGCGUGUUUCAGUUGCAUGGCAAUGGCGCCCAGCGAGCCUGUGCUACGAUCCUCGUGGACUUUCACGCCAGAGAACCACCAUUGCUUACAUAUGGCCUUCCUAUUCCCCCAUGCUACGGCAAGGACGCAAACGAUCGCAACUCGUCACUGCCCACGUCUACCAUCCUAGAGCAAGCCGAAAAGUCCGGCCUGAUUACUGCUGCCGCGGUCGCCGGUUUCAAGACCAUGCACAACAUGUUGGACAACUACUUUGAGACGAAUCACUGUUUGGCUGGCGUCGGUGGGCAAAACGCACUGGGCCUCGCAAAGGAGGCGGUCACAAGCUUAGAUCACCUUCCGAUCCAAGACAAAGUAAGCGCUGAAUGGACACGCUCACGCGAGCAGCUGGUGACGCACGAGGAGAAGGCGGCAGCGCUGGGGUUCACGAUGGAUGCCGGGUUGAGCUUUCUGCCCCUCACCUUCGAACACAUGUAUCUCGACGACGCCUCAGCGUGUUCGACGUUGGAAUUCAGCUUGCGAAUCAUUGUGUCCGACGUGGACAUAUCGCAGUGGUGUCUUCGAGAGCGGAAAACGAUCGCUGCCGCCGCCGGUCGCACGUAUUCCGAGAGCAGACUCUGGCAGGACGGGGGCCUUGUUGCGAUCAUGACGCAGACGUCGAUACUCCGCCCGCUCGCAUUCGCAUCCGAGAAACCAAAGUCGACGUUGUAG